This is a messenger RNA of Lacerta agilis (Sand lizard), 2335 nucleotides long. RefSeq names its product ankyrin repeat, SAM and basic leucine zipper domain containing 1 (gene ASZ1). Gene Ontology annotation, biological process: piRNA processing. The record is from RefSeq and is a predicted model, not a curated record. The transcript is spliced from 13 exons. Lineage: Eukaryota; Metazoa; Chordata; Lepidosauria; Squamata; Lacertidae. Gene Ontology annotation, cellular component: pi-body. Bases 10 to 1443 code for a protein of 477 amino acids. Gene Ontology annotation, molecular function: protein binding.
GGUGGAGGGAUGGCUAGCGGCGCUCUCUCCCUCGCGGUGCCAGCCGGAGAAGAGAGCAGCGACAGCGACGACGACGGCUGGGUCGUCGGCUCCGUCGAGGCGGCUCCUCAGAAGCACCAACUGGAUGACAUAUUGCAGUCAAAUGACAAAGAUGAAGCAUUGAAGAAAGCAUUGCUGGCUGGAAACUUGCCUGCUGUUGAAGAGCUUUUAAAUUCAGGUGUAAGUGUGGAUUCUACUUUUAAGUUUGGAUGGACUCCUCUGAUGUAUGCUGCAAGUGUCUCAAAUGUGGAACUCAUGCAUAUCCUUCUGGACAGAGGUUCAAAUGCAAGUUUUGAUAAGGAUCAAUAUACAGUAUUGAUGGCUGCAUGCACAGCACAUACUUCAGAAGAGCAGAUUUUAAAGUGUGUAGAACUGCUUCUCUCAAGAAAUGCUAACCCUAAUGCUGCUUGUAGGAAGAAAAUGACUCCAUUAAUGUAUGCAGCCCGUGAAGGCCAUCCUCAAGUUGUAACUCUUCUUGCUGCUCAUGGAUCACAAAUAAAUGCUCAGGAUGAACGUGGUUACACAGCAUUAACAUGGGCAGCACGCCAAGGUCAUAAAAAAGUAGUCUUCAAGUUGCUCGAAUUGGGAGCUGAUAAAUCAAUACAGACCAAAGAUGGACUGACAGCAGGAGAGAUUGCUAAGAGCAACAAGCAUUCAGAGCUUUUUAGCUUACUUACAUUGAGUAAACACCCUUUCCAAGAAAAAUUCAACAACCUGACUAAAGAAGAGGCUAUUCACAAACUUCUGAAAGCAGUUCCCAGUACAUUUAAAAGCCAGAAAACCAGUUCUUAUGCAGCCUUUGGUGACCUGGAGGUGUUUUUACAAGGCCUUGAGCUUGAACACUUAACAGAGGUCCUGAAGGAGGGAGAGAUUGGUUUAAGGGAGCUUUUGACCAUGGGCAACAAGGACUUUACACAGCUUGGAAUUACGAAUACCAGAGAUCAGCAGAAAAUCUUAGGUGCUGCUAAAGAAGUGCAGAUUGAAGAAGUAAAGUUGGAAGAGUUGUCCAGAGUGGUGAAUUUGGAACUCAGUGGUGACGAGUUUCUUUCUUUCCUUGUGAAACUAAACAAACAGUGUAUGCACCUUACAGCUGCUGUGCAGAGUGCGGUUAAUCAGUUCCCUACAGAUGCUCACAAGUUGGUUCUAGAAUGGAGUCCACCUCAGAAGCUUGCUGAUGUUUGUGGAAAGCUUGUUUCCAGUGCUGAGGAUCUGACUGGAGAAGCUACCAAACUGAAAAGCCUCAUGCAAAAGCUGCAUGAUGGACAGAAAGACGACCCUUGCCGAAUACAUCCUUGGGUGGAAAAACGCUGGUGGAAGAAGCCUUAUGUUAAAAUAGUAGCAGUAACAUUGGCUGGGUCUGCUUGUGCCAUUUUUAUCAUGAAGUUAACUUUAAGGAAGAGCUGAGCUGGGAGUCAUACAUAAAACAACUUUUAAAUAUAUUUUCCAACAUCUUGAAUUGUAGCUAAAUUGGUAUUAACGUUCAUGGUUUCAGGAGUGUCAGUUUUAUAAUAGUAAAAGCAUUGUAAUUUCCAUAUAUUUGCUUCAUUUAUUUUUUUAAAUUAUAGAAUCUCUUCUCCUUGGCUCAAUUUCUGUCUCCUUUCCAGAUACCAAUCAGGAAACUAUGCUCUUCUUUAUUGCCAGUUUAUAGCAUGUUCUCCUUCACAGGACAGCCAGACAUGUGCAGCAAGGGCUUCCCUUAACAGAUAUAGAUAAACUGCUGGCUGCAAGCAACUGAUAUUUCUCCCCCUACUUUGUGAAUGAUGAGAGAGGCCAUUGUUGCUUUGGCCACCAGGCAGAUAGUUCAGUGAGGAGUUCUAGAGAGAUUAACAAAGGGGCAAAGGGGGCAGUUUCCCAACUGGUCCCCAUAUAAUGGGUGCUGGCUGGCAUUAUAGGGGAUCCCUCCAAAGGAGGUUGCAGGAAUGUUGGGUGGAGUUGCUGGAACUCCCUUGCACAAUUUCUGUGUUUUCUCUUGCUGAGGGACAUUAUAACAGACUCUGGCUUGUUCAGUCACUUUGCAGAGAGAUGGAGCACCAUGAGAUGAAGGCUAGGUCUGUGGCGUGCUGAACUCUCCCUGAGUGUUGGCCAAAGUGGAACUGGAGAGACAUGGUAGGCAGAAAGGUGGAAAUGGUCUCUUCCUUCUCUGAAACACCUCAAUGACUGCCAAAAGAGAGAGCAAGGUGCUUCAUGUGAGAGGCUGAAAGAGGCAGCCUUGCUACUCUGUCUCAUGUCCAUUCCUUUAGCAGGAGGCAUGCAGAGUGGAGGACCAAAGAGUAUUAGGGUCUAUCACUAUCUUUUU